Molecule: messenger RNA, 5364 nt
Organism: Trichoderma harzianum CBS 226.95
Lineage: Eukaryota; Fungi; Ascomycota; Sordariomycetes; Hypocreales; Hypocreaceae
Exons: 1
Coding region: 1-5364 (1787 amino acids)
Biological process (GO): amino acid activation for nonribosomal peptide biosynthetic process; secondary metabolite biosynthetic process
Cellular component (GO): cytoplasm
Molecular function (GO): phosphopantetheine binding; catalytic activity
Source: RefSeq, a predicted model, not a curated record
AUGACGGCGAGCCCUGAACAGUUGAAGAAGCCGACGGUUGAGCAACAAAACGAGGUACCAACCAGAGAGAACGGCAUCGCCAGCACUGUCGACCUCGAACAGCUGUGGGCGUGGAAUCAGCAUGUGCCCUCCUAUUUGCAGCGCUGCAUGCACGAUAUCAUAACAGAGAAAUCUCAACUGCAGCCGGAUAAAAUCGCUGUCGAAUCUUGGGAUGGAAGCUUGACGUACCAAGAACUAGACAGCCUUUCAUCACAACUUGCUAGGCAGAUUCUACAGAAGAAUGCGGGAGCCGGUAGCAGAAUUCCGCUAUGCUUUGAAAAGUCAAUGUGGACUGUUGUUGCCGUCCUGGCAGUCAUGAAAGCCGGUGCUACAUUCUCCCUUACAGAUCCGAGCCAGCCAGUCGCACGAUUACAAACAAUAGUCGAGCAAACAGGGGCGAACCUCGUCAUCACUUCCGUGGCUCAGAGCGGGUUAGGCAAAGAAAUAUCCAGGGAGGGAGGCCAAGUUCUCGCCAUAUCUCGGGAUUAUUUUGACGGAAUCAAAGAGCCCGAAUUGAAACAAGACUUACCUCAGGUAUCUGCAGAGACGCCAAUGUACAUCAUUUUCACGUCUGGGAGCACAGGAAAGCCAAAGGGUGUUGUCAUUACCCACUGCAAUUAUACCAGUGGUGCGGUUCCUAGAGCAGAGGCCGUUGGCUACAAAUCAACUUCCCGUUGUUUCGACUUCCCCUCUUAUGCCUUUGAUGUAAGCAUUGACUGCAUGCUAUGUACACUGGCAGCUGGAGGGCAAAUAUGCGUACCAUCGGAAGAAGGGAGGAUGAACGAUCUUAGCGGUGCCAUUCGACAGAGUAAAGCCAACAUGGUUCACAUGACUCCUUCUGUCGCCAGAGUCUUGGAUUCCGACAUCAUCCCAUCUCUGGAUGUUCUAGGCCUGGGUGGUGAGGCAGUGUCUGCGAGCGAUGCGGCGGCCUGGAGUCAGCACACUAGUUUAAUUAUUGCGUAUGGACCAUCUGAGUGUACUGUCGGUUGUACCAUCAACAAUACGGUUACCAUCUCGACGGGCAUCGGCAAAGGUGUUGGCGGCGUGACCUGGAUUGUCGAUCCCGAUGACCACAACAUCCUCAUGCCUGUCGGGGCAGUUGGAGAGCUCAUCAUUGAGGGCCCAGUGGUCGGUGUCGGCUACCUGGAUGAACCAGAAAAAACAGCAGAGGUCUUUAUCGAAAACCCUUCAUGGUUGGUUUCCGGCUAUAGUGCCUUCCCCGGAAGACCUGGUAGGUUAUACAAGACAGGCGAUCUUGUGCGAUACGAAAGCAACGGCUCCGGCUCCAUUGAGUUUGUAGGUAGAAAAGAUCAACAAGUCAAGCUUCGGGGCCAACGAGUAGAACUCACGGAAGUUGAGCAUCACCUACGAGCCUGUUUGCCAGGCGGAAUCAAAGUCGCAGCAGAGGUGAUAAAGCCAGAGAAUGGGGGCGCCCCUUCACUUGUGGCAUUCCUUUCAGAAUCCAUCUCUGCUGGCGCUUCUGGAGUAGAUCCGGCCAUCGUCGAACCAUCUUCGGAGCUUAAAGCUGCCUUGGCAGCGGUCAAUGAAGCUAUGGGAGCCAGAGUGCCACGAUAUAUGGUCCCAGCGGCAUUCGUGACUCUUCAGCAUAUGCCUUCGUUGGUGUCUGGCAAAACGGACAGAAAAAAGCUACGUGAGAUUGGAGCUGCAAUUCCACGAGAUGUUUUCAGCCGAAUGCAAGCAACUGAACUCCAAGAGGAAGAAGAUCCAGAAACAGAAACAGAGAAAAAGUUGCAACAAGCAUGGAUCAAAGUCCUCGGUUCAGACGCAAAUAUAUACAGACAGAGCCACUUUUUUGCUUUGGGAGGCGACUCUCUGCGUGCCAUGAGACUUGUUGUCACUGCUCGCGAGCAAGGCAUCUCCUUGACGGUUGCUGACAUUUUUACGAAUCCAACGCUUAGUGGCAUGGCUUCAAAAGCUACUCAGGCGUCAGAAUCUUCUUUGGAUGAGAUUCCGCCGUUUUCAUUGUUAGAAGAGGAUUGGGAUCUAGAAAGUGCACGAAACGAGAUGUCCACUCUUUGUGGCGUUGAGGCCAGCGCUGUAGAGGAUGCAUAUCCAUGCACUCCUCUCCAGGAAGCCCUCAUGGCCUUGUCAGCCAAAGUCAAGGAAGCGUAUGUCGCCCAGAGAGUCGUGGAACUCAAGGAUGUCGCCACCGCUGAGAAGCUUAUCGAAGCAUUCGAUAUCGUACAGCAAGAUAGUCCCAUAUUGCGCACAAGAAUUGUGCAAAUCCCCGGGCGCGGCCUUGUACAGGUUGUCAUCAAGGAGAAGCUGAAUAAGUUCUCAGGUACCAAUCUCGAUGAGUAUCUGGUGAAUGAUAGGAAUGAUACAAUGGAGUUGGGCAAGAAUCUUGUCCGAUACGCUGUUAUUGAUGAUGCCACGACAGGAAAGGUCAGCUUCGUGCUUACCAUUCAUCACGCGUUAUACGAUGGCUGGUCUAUGCCCCUGGUCGUCGAUAGAGUAAACCAAGCCUAUAGCGAUCAGAUCUCAUCACGACCAGCGCAGUUCAAACACUUUAUCAAAUAUCUGUCGACUAUGGAUAUGGGUAACUCUGCAAAUUAUUGGCGAGAUCAGCUUUCAGGAACCAAUCCCUCCCAAUUUCCGCCUCUACCUUGGCAGGGAUAUCAGCCCCAGGCUGAUUCAUUGCUGGAACAAUAUAUUCCUCUAGAGGAUGGGAAAGCAUCAAAUGCUACUACCGCUACGAUUAUUAGAGCAGCGUGGGCUCUCGUAGCAUCUCAAUACAUCAACAGCACAGAUGUCGUCUUUGGAGAGACGUUAACCGGUCGAAACGCACCUGUUAUCGGGUCCGAGGAGAUUGAAGGACCAAUGAUCACAACCGUUCCCGUGCGUGUUCAAAUAGACCGGGAUAUGCAUAUUUCAGACUAUUUGCAAAGUAUUCAAGAACAGGUGGUGGGCCAAAUUCCCCACGAGCAUUUUGGUCUGCAACAUAUACGCAAACUCAGCCCUGACGCAUAUGAUGCAUGCGAAUUGCGGACAGGCCUGGUGCUACACCCAAGUGCAGAUGAUGAGCCCGUUCAGUCCGAUGAUCUCCCAGCGAGCUGUCUUGUCCCAGCGGGAGAUGCAGAAGCUGCUCAGGAGGCUCUCAAAUUCAACACCUACCCUCUCAUGCUAGUCUGUUCAAUAGAUCCGCGAGGAUUCCUCGUCAUGGCCAGUUUCGAUUCCAAGACUGUAUCAGUUCCUGUGAUGGAGAGGGCCCUGGACCAGUUUAAGCAGAUUGCACAGCUGUUGUGCAAACAAGGCUCAUCUACUCUAAGCAGUCUUCAAUCAUCUUUGACUAACACGGAUGCUGAAGAGCUCCGAGGUACAGUGCUUAAUGCAGACAUUAGCGAAGCAGCAAAGGAGUUUGCCGGUAUUCAAGCAGCCUAUGUCACAGAUUCCAAAGAUCCAAAUAUUCCUGUCCCGGUGUUCGCAGUUGGCGAGCUGAUCGUUCAACACCCAGAUGAAUUGCCCAGUUUGACUGAAAUCUCUCCGCCAACCUGGAUUGAGUCAGUAUCCAGUUCAGCUGCCCUAUCACAGGGCAAAUUCUACAGAACAGGACGUUUGGCCAAGUACGACUCAACUCAGAAGCCUGUCCGCAUCAAAUUGAUAGAUUCCUAUAACGAAAGAAACGCACAAGUGCCCCAAGCAGGAAUAGCCAAGAGUCGAAUAUCGGCGAGCUCCAGCAGACAGCGCAAGUUGCGCAGUCUAUGGGCCCGCGUGCUGCGCAUGAGCGAGGAGGACAUUGGCCUGAAUGAUGGAUUUUUCGUUCUUGGCGGUGAUUCCAUUGCCGCCAUGAAGCUCGUAUCAGAGGCUCGGGUCGAAGGAAUCAAAUUGACCGUGGUCCAGAUAUUCCAGAAACGGACCUUGUACGAAAUGGCCAGCGCCAUGGAGGAAGUCGAGAAGCCAACAUCGUCCACAGAUGUGACCACCACCUCAGAUAAGAUAGUGAAGCCAUUCUCCCUGAUCAAUCUACAAGAUGAGGAUGAGAAGUUGCGCUUCGUCAACGACAUUAUUGCUCCUCAGUUGGCCGAUUCAGCCUGGCGCAUAAACAAUGUUCUUCCUACACGCCCUCUGCAGCAGAUUGCCGUCAGGGGCACAACUCAGCUCCCACGCUUCUCGGCGCGAUAUGAAAUCAUGUAUUUCGACAAGGUUAUCAAUAAAGAAAAGAUGGUGGAGAGUUGCAAUCAGCUCGUGGCCCGCAACGAGAUACUACGCACUGUCUUCACGGAGCACCAAGACGAAGGCUACGCCGUCGUCCUAGAAGAACUCGUGCCAUCGUUUGUCGAGUACGCCAUCGAUGGCGACGUCGAGGCAUUUGCGCAACAGCUGUGCCGUCUGGAUGCCAUGACGAGAAUGCCACUGGGGUCAAGCUUUGUGAAAUGGCUCCUCGUUGAGUCAACCACCGGCCAGUCAUGCCUCAUCUUCCGCCUCUCGCACGCCCAAUACGAUGAGAUCUGCCUCCCCAUCAUGCUUCAGCAGCUCUCCAGCUUGUACCAAGACCAGCCAGUCCAAGAAACGGUUCCAUUCUCCGCCUAUGUCCAUCACGUCCUCGGCCGAAAUCUCCCCGAAAGCAUUCCUUACUGGACAGACCUCCUUUCAGGCUCAUCCCUGACCGUCCUCAAGCCGGACAUCCCCGUCCAGCAGCGGAACCACUUCGCCAUCCAGCACACCGUGGACAUAUCCUCGCGCCUCCGCGACAUCACCGUGGCCUCUCUCCCCACGGCCGCGUGGGCCCUGUGUCUCGCCAGUCGCCUCUCCCUGCGCGACGUCACGUUCGGCGAAGUCGUCAGCGGCCGCAACAUUGACUUUUCGCACGGCCCGGCCAACGCAAUUACAGGCCCCUGCUGGCAGUACAUCCCCGUUCGCGUGCGUUUCGAGCCAGGAUGCACCGCUCUGCAGGUCCUCUCCGCCGUGCAGCAUCAGCACAUUGCCAGCUCCGCCCACGAGGGCAUCAGUCUCAGUGAGAUAGCCACUCUGUGCGGCACCACUUGGCUGAGUGCUGAUGGCCCCAAGGCUUCUGAUCUGUGGUUCGACUCCGUCGUUCAUCAGGACGUUGAACAUAUCGAGAACCUAGCCUUUGCCGCUGCGGGAAGCAGUCGCUUGGAAACGCUCUAUGUACACGAAGAGCCUUUGCGCGAGUGGAAGAUUCAAGCAUUCGUUCACGACAACAGCAACAAGCUAACAUUGGAAAUUGUAACCUUUGAGAGCUGGGGAGGAUUCGCCAGAGAGUUACUGGAGGACUUGGUCGCUGCAGUAGCAAGCUUGCUGAGAAAUCCUCACGCCAGGUUAUUUGAGAAUGAAUCAGAGUAG